Alnus glutinosa is the source of this 1970-nucleotide messenger RNA. RefSeq names its product metal tolerance protein C4. The transcript has 13 exons. Gene Ontology annotation, cellular component: membrane. Gene Ontology annotation, biological process: zinc ion transport; transmembrane transport. The record is from RefSeq and is a predicted model, not a curated record. The coding region runs from base 264 to 1622 and encodes 452 amino acids. Gene Ontology annotation, molecular function: monoatomic cation transmembrane transporter activity. Lineage: Eukaryota; Viridiplantae; Streptophyta; Magnoliopsida; Fagales; Betulaceae.
AAAUAAUAAUAAUAGUAAUAAUAAUAAGAAACAAAGAAAGAAAGAAAUUAAUUAACCCACGCAGGGAUAUUCUGCAAGGGAGAGAAGAAUCUCUCCUUUAUUCAAUCAGACCUUUGGAACCUCGCUCGUGGAAGAAGCCUGAAAAGCUGUUCACCUGCAGCACAAUUCUUCUUUGUUUGUUUGUUUGUUUUUUUUUUUUUUUUUUUGAAAAUGGAAUUGUAGGGGAUAGCAAAAACCUGACACUGCAAAUAGUAGUCAAUAGCAUGCAGAGAAAGGCGGAGCCUUGCCUUAAUCUUCUCCUCCUUUACCUCCGCCGUUGCUCCUCCAACCAACACCAACACCAACUCCAACGCUCUUCCUUUCAUUCCUUCCACUCUCGCACUCUCUCCCCAUUUUUACCCUCUCACCCCUCCCACCGCGAAAACCAGAGCAAUAGCUCCACAUUUGGUUCCUCGAAAAGAUUCCUUUUACUCGGAUUGGUUUCCUUGGACGGCCUUCGCCGUCCCGGUUACCAUCAAUACUCCUCCCAUCGCGAUUUUUUUACGAGGGCCAAACAUGCGAAGAAGAUUGAAAUCAGUGAUCAACACAGUCAACGAGCGGUCACAACUGCAUUGUGGUGCAACUUCCUUGUCUUUUCUCUCAAGUUUGGGGUCUGGUUAGCAACCUCUAGCCAUGUUAUGUUGGCUGAAGUUGUGCAUUCGGUUGCAGAUUUUGCAAAUCAGGUGCUUCUUGCUUAUGGUUUGAGUAGUUCAAGACGUGCACCAGAUGCUCUACAUCCUUAUGGAUACUCCAAAGAAAGAUUUGUUUGGUCUUUGAUAUCUGCUGUCGGUAUCUUUUGUCUUGGUUCUGGAGCUACAAUUGUUCAUGGCUUUCAGAACUUGUGGACUUCACAGCCCCCUGAAAAUAUUAUGUAUGCAGCUCUGGUGCUUGGUGGUUCAUUUAUUAUUGAAGGUGUUUCACUGGUUGUUGCCAUACAAGCUGUCAAGAAAGGUGCAGCUGCUGAGGGAAUGAAAGUGAGAGACUACGUCUGGCGAGGUCAUGAUCCUACAUCUGUUGCAGUAAUGACAGAGGAUGGUGCUGCAGUUACUGGUCUUCUCAUUGCUGGAGCAUCGUUGGUUGCGGUGAAUAGCACAGGGAAUGCAAUUUAUGACCCUAUAGGUUCAAUAAUAGUUGGAAAUCUACUUGGAAUGGUGGCUAUCUUUCUCAUCCAGAGGAAUCGGCAUGCUUUAAUCGGUAGAGCGAUGGAUGACAAUGACAUGGAGAAGGUUUUGCGUUUCUUGAAAAACGACCCGGUUGUAGAUGCUCUAUAUGAUUGCAAAAGUGAGGUUAUUGGACCUGGAUUCUUUAGAUUUAAGGCUGAAAUAGAUUUUAAUGGUGUGAUGGUAGUGCAAAAUUAUCUAAGUAGGACCGGACGUGAAGAGUGGGCCAGACAGUUUCGUCAAGCGGCAAAUGACAAGAAGGAUGAUACUGCACUGCUCAAGAUCAUGUCAAAUUAUGGUGAGGAAGUAGUAACGGCUUUAGGAAGUGAAGUGGAUAGGCUAGAAAAGGAGAUCCAGGAGCUUGUUCCUGGUAUUCGGCAUGUUGAUAUUGAAGCCCACAAUCCAACAGGACCAUCCCCGUGAAUCCACUUUUUUAUACCUUGAUUGUAUUCUUUUUAUGAUCGUCAACAAUUUUAAUGAUAUAUCCAGAAUUGCCAAUAGGUAAUCGACAAGUUAUCCCACCUUUUAGCUUUAGAACAGUUUUUUUUUUUUUUUUGAGUGGCUUUAGAACAGUUAAAGAAUGCCUGAACUACUUCCUCUUCAACUGAAAAAAUGAAGAAAAAAGCUGCUGUAAUAGAGGAUUAAUGUUUUUUUUAGCAGCUCUGUUCACUAAACUGACAUUUGUACAGUGUUUUGGCGGAGACAUUUCUGCAAUACUUGUAAUUUUUUUUUUUACAAGUAAAAUUUUAAAAAAAGCACAUAGGGGCACAA